UGUGGCGUCUAAUGAGAUUCCCCUCAUUAAAGUCUUUAGUGUAGUAAUCUGGACCUGCACACACACGACCCGAGAUCUGCGCAGAGCGACAGCAGAUCCAGAAGAACAGGAAUAUUCUGAGUGUGCCGCUGUUAGUGGAGUUUCAUCGGCCCUGAGUGACUGGAGCGACACAGGUGGCUGUUACUGGAUAGAGUCGAGGGUCACUGAACAAUACAGUCUAUUUGAGUCUCUCCAUCUGUCCCCGUGUGUGUGAUUAAAGCACCGUCUGAUGAUGAUCCAGCCACACACACAGAUAGUGCUGCUAUAGAUCUGAUCGUAAGCGUCAUGGAGUCCGUGCUGAAGACGUCUCUGCUGGCUCCCAUAAAGACGCUCAAGUUCUGCGUGAGCGGAGAGAAGCAGCGGUCCAAGAGAGGGUCCAAAUGGCCCGGGUCAAAGGGCAGGACCGGUGCGCCGGACCCGCAUCUGCUGCGAUCCUAUCAGGCCGACCUGGAGAGAGAGAGGAAGCUGCGUGAAGCGAUGAAUGCUCAGAAGAACGCCGAGAGAGCUGCGAUCAGAGCACAUUUCAGGAGGAAAUACCAGCUGGCCAAGAAUGCCAAGGACGCGGAGCAGCUGCGUGCCGUGGGGGGGAGAGUGUGUCUCCCGCGAGAUCUGGCGAAGAUGGUUGUUCCCGAAGCCGCUGCUAAAGACGACAGCUUCGGACUUCUCAGCGCCUUCCAGAGCCUCAGCCUCAGCGCCGGGAUCUUCACGGGGAAACAGAGCCAAACGCCCGCGCCACGCACCGACACGGAGCCCUGCAGGGUCAUGUGACGCUCAAACACACCGCCGACGGACGCUUUCACACGCAGUGUGCCACUCAUCACUGAUGCUUUGUGUUGUUUUAUGAAUGCACAAGCAUGUCUCAGUCGCACAAUAACACCGCAGUGGGAGCUUUGACAUAGUUUUGUGUUUAUUACCUCAUAUGCUUCACACAAACAUCAGGAAACUCAUAUUUCUCUUACACUUUUUAUUUUAUUUUCAAUUUAUUUUAUCGGGAUUUGUGGGUUUAUAAUUGUUGUAAAAGUGUCACUUGUUUAUGUAGUUCUCUGAAAGAGAUCAUAUAGGCUUGGAUAGUUUUAUAUGAAGCUAAUUAUAAUGACAGCAGACUAACUACAAGAAAACUUG
This is a messenger RNA of Sinocyclocheilus anshuiensis, 1161 nucleotides long. Its product is annotated as complexin-3-like. The coding region runs from base 325 to 807 and encodes 160 amino acids. Lineage: Eukaryota; Metazoa; Chordata; Actinopteri; Cypriniformes; Cyprinidae. Gene Ontology annotation, molecular function: syntaxin binding. Gene Ontology annotation, biological process: regulation of neurotransmitter secretion; synaptic vesicle exocytosis; neurotransmitter transport. The transcript has 4 exons. Gene Ontology annotation, cellular component: SNARE complex; terminal bouton. The record is from RefSeq and is a predicted model, not a curated record.